AUGGAAAAAUAUGAAAAUAUUAAAAUUGUUGGUGAAGGAAGUUAUGGAAUUGUUAUGAAAUGUCGUGACAAAGAAACUUGUAAAAUAGUAGCUAUUAAAAAAUUUUUAGAAACUGAAGAUGAUGUUAAUAUUCGUAAAAUGGUAUUUCGUGAAAUACGAAUGCUUAAAAAAUUACAUCAUGAUAAUUUGGUAAACAUGAUUGAAGUAUUUAGAAGAAGAAAAAGAUUUUAUCUGGUAUUUGAUUACCUUGAUCAUACUGUUUUGGAUGAGCUAGAAGCAUCACCUGGUGGUCUUGGUCCACAAAUAUCACGUCGACAUAUUUUUCAAGUUCUUCGUGGAUUAAAUUUUUGUCAUGUUAAUCAUAUAAUGCAUCGUGAUAUUAAGCCAGAAAAUAUAUUAGUUUCAUCAAAUGGUGUUAUUAAAAUUUGUGAUUUUGGCUUUGCAAGAUUUAUAUCUGGUCCAAAUGAAUCAUGUACUGAUUAUGUUGCAACAAGAUGGUACAGGGCACCAGAAUUAUUAGUUGGUGAUUUGAGAUAUGGUAAAGCUGUUGAUAUUUGGGCACUUGGUUGUCUCUAUGCAGAAAUGGUUACUGGUGAUCCAUUAUUUCCUGGUAAAAGUGAUGUUGAUCAGCUGUAUUUAAUCACCAAACUUCUUGGAGGACUUUGUAAAAAGCAUCAAACAAUUAUCAAACAAAAUACAAUGAUUAAUUUACCAACAAAAUUUCCACGACGUUCAAGUCUAUCUGAUGAUCAAUCAUUGAAUAAUACAAAUGCCAUUCGUUCACUGAGAUCACAGUUUAAAAGUUGGACAUCAUCAGCUGUUGAUUUUUUAUCUCAAUGUCUUAGAAUGGAUCCGGAAAAUAGAUCAUCUAGCUCAAAUUUACUUCAUCAUUUUUUAUUUAUGCAAGAUGAUUUUGCUGAAAAAUUUUUAAUUGAAUUAAAGAAAAAUAUUUAUAAAGAAAAUGUUAAAAAUUCAAUGACGUUAAGACGAAUUGAAAGUAAAAAAACAGCUAAUGAAAAAACAAGAGUUUUUUAUGGAAGUGCUGAAAGAUGGCAAAUACAGAAAAACGGUGAAGAAUUUUCUACAGAUGAUCAUCAGAGAAAUAAAAAAUUGAAUAACUUUGGAUCAAAAUCAUCAGCACAAAGAUCAACUAAUUCGCAGGAAGAUUCAAUGUAUAUUGGCUCACUAUCAAUCACUCCAAAUACAACUUAUAUUAAACUUUUGGAUAACACAAGUUUUUAUAAAACAGAUCAAAAAAAUCAAAAUAUAUUUUCAUUUCCAGCACUACCACCAUCUCGUAGAAAAUAA
This is a messenger RNA of Aphidius gifuensis, 1308 nucleotides long. Its product is annotated as cyclin-dependent kinase-like 4. Gene Ontology annotation, molecular function: ATP binding; cyclin-dependent protein serine/threonine kinase activity. The record is from RefSeq and is a predicted model, not a curated record. Bases 1 to 1308 code for a protein of 435 amino acids. Gene Ontology annotation, biological process: protein phosphorylation. NCBI's taxonomy places the organism in Eukaryota, Metazoa, Arthropoda, Insecta, Hymenoptera, Braconidae. The transcript is spliced from 5 exons. Gene Ontology annotation, cellular component: nucleus.